UUCUCGACUCGCUCUUGGAUCUGUAAAACUAAAAAUGGAUGCGGGGAUUGAGAAGGAGUGCAGCGCCCUGGGAGGACUUUUCCAAACAAUUAUGAACGAUAUGAAGUCUAGUUAUCCAGCCUGGGAGGAUUUUAUUUCCAAAGGAACCAAACUUCAGUCUCAGCUGAGGACAACACUGUUGGUGACAAGCUCAUUUCUAGAUGCUUUCCAGAAAGUAGCAGACUUGGCCACAAGUACUCGAGGGGCAACAAAAGAAAUUGGUUCAGCUCUAACUCGAAUGUGCAUGAGGCAUCGAAGCAUAGAAUCUAAACUGAAGCUUUUCACAAGUGCUUUAACAGACAGUUUGAUAAACCCAUUGGAGCAAAAGAUUGAGGAGUGGAAAAAGGUUGCUAGCCAGCUGGAUAAGGAUCAUGCAAAGGAGUAUAAGAAGGCACGAGCUGAUAUCAAGAAAAAAUCUUCUGACACCAUAAAGCUUCAGAAGAAAGUGAGAAAAGGCAAAGAUGAUGCUCGUCUGCAGCUAGACAGUGCCUUGCAAGACGUCAAUGACAAAUACAUGCUGUUAGAAGAAACAGAGAAGCGUGCUGUAUGUCGGGCUUUGAUUGAGGAGCGUAGCCGUUUUUGCUCAUUUGUCUCCAUGUUGAGGCCUGUGCUGGAUGAGGAGAUUGGAAUGCUGGGAGAAGUGACACACCUUCAGUCCAUAUUGGAAGAUCUUACAACCUUAACACUAGAGCCUAACAAAUUGCCCCCAGCGAGUGAGCAGGUUAUCUUGGACCUGAAAGGUUCAGAUUAUAACUACACCUACCAAACCCCGCCAGCAUCCCCAGGCAGUACCAUAUCCCGAAAAGGCAGCAUCAGCAGUAACUAUCAAAAUGCCUCUAUGCGGCAUGUUCCUUCUUUGGAUUCUAUCUCAAGCUCCACAGAAGCACUUCAUCUUCGACCGCCAUCAGCUGUGAUUCCUGAUGGUGUGAGUCAGAGGUCAGCCAGCUCCCUUUCGUCAGAGACCUCUGAACCUUGCCUGUCGCCCACUGAGCACGGUGGCUCUCCUUCUUCAAUGAGUUCGAGUCCAGCCAUGGGGCCUGGCAUGGUGGCGCUUAGCAAGGAGCAAAUGGUGGUGAUGAUAAGUAAUCUUCCUCAGAAGUUAGGGACUGAUUAUCCUAGUACUGAAAAUGGAAUGGUGAUGCCUCCUCCACAGAAUGCCUAUACACAAGCCAGUGACCGUCACAGAAUUAUGAACACCUCUGUGGUGGGAAAGCCGCCAACGGCCAGAGAACACCUAGCUCUUGCUUUGGGACAAGGUCUCAAUUCAGAGGUGUCACGCUGCAGCCGCGACUCCCUUCAUUGUUCCAGUGGGUAUAGUACUCAAACGACAACACCAUCAUGUUCAGAGGACACAAUCCCUUCUCAUGCUCUAAAGAAAGAUUCAUCUCUUCAUGUUGCAGAUUACGACUACAUCUCUCUACACGGGGUGGAAGAAGUACCAGAUCAUUCUGAUUUUGACAAGUCAUCUACCAUCCCACGUAACAGUGAUAUAAGCCUCAACUACCGCAAGAUGUUCCAAGCUAAGCGACCAGCCUCUACUGUCAGUCUUCUUGCUGAUCCCGAACCUUUUGUACGCCCUUCCCAUGUUGCAACUAUUCGCCGCAAGCCUUCAACCAAGCCCACUUUCCGACGUGGCACAAUCAGUGGGGGUGUACCAAUCCCUAUUUCCACCCCACAGGUGCCCAUAAAGGCAUCACAUUUUUCUGGAACUGAAAAGAAUGUUAUUGGUGCUGGGCGUACUGGCAGUGAAGAGUAUGUUGGCACGCCUGUGGGGCAGGUAGAGCUUGUGCACGCUAAGCAGAACUUGUGCACAUCAACACAGAGUCUGAGUGCAAUCAGCACCCCUUAUUGCUCUUUUAUACCAAGCCAGAUGCACGGGAGCACUGACCAGCUGUUUAGUGGUAGUCGACCAUCUUCCUAUCUGCCACCACAGCGCCACUUACCAGUGAGGUCUCCAACUACAACUAGCAUCAGUGAGAACAGGUGCUUUGAGUUAUUAGAGGCAAGCCACACACAGUCUCUUCCCACACAGUCUUUGGUGGGCCAGGAAGAACCAGCAGAUAGUGGUGAUAUGCUGACCAUGAUCCGUCGUGGUGUCCGGCUAAGGAAAACAAUCACUAAUGACCGCUCAGCACCACUGAUCAACCUUGGACCCCAGGCUAAUUGAGUAGAUGUGAGUUUAACUGAAAGACGCACAUUAAACACAUGCUGUUUUGAUUUAAAAAGUUUUCAUUUUUUUUCUCGUUCUCAGCAGUGAUUACUUUAUAAAAGCUGAAAUGAAAACUACAAAACAUAGUGGGGAGAGGUUUUUCUUUUAGUCUAAUAUUUAAUUUUUUUUUCUGGCAGUAUAAAGCAAUUUGCUGUGAAAUGUCAAAGUAAAAUAAUUACCUGAUUUCCAGUGUAAAAUUCUAUGUUUAUAUUAUUGCAAAGAAAAAAACUUGCUUACUUAGACCAUUGUCUUAAAAUAAUUUUAGUUGUAGGAGCAUUUGUACAUAUUAGUUUAUUACUUUAUGUGCUGAAUUUAAAUUUAUAAUUUUUGUUAUUUUCCUCUUAGUGCCAUUUUUUUUUGUAUUCAACUCUGCAGCACUGGUAUCCUCUAAUUGCUGAGUCGCUUGCCUCUAGAAUACUUGUAUUAUAAAAUAAUAAUGAGAAAGAUCCUGGAGAACAUGAAACUGAACAAAACAAACUAUGCUAGUAGGAAACGAGUAGGUAGUUGGAUGUGGAAGCCCACAUUAUGGCUUUUAAACACCAUACAGUGCUUGAAAGUUAUAUGGCUCUAUGAACUUGAUUCUGAUUUGUGACAGGAAGAGGAAUGUUUGACAAUCGAUAUAAUUGACAGCUACAUAUCGGCACCUCCCUGCACUCCUUCCCCAGUCAAAUUUUUACUUUGCAUUUUUUGAUGAAGGUUUGGUCAUCCUAUCUUUUAUAUUAUAAUAUAUACUCCCUUCUGAGCAUUGUGGUUUUGGUGACCUUUCAAAAUUCUAAUCACUACCACCACAUAGAGGUAGGUGCUAAAGAGGUUUUGGGAAAAGGGAUGUAAUAGAAGGGAUUCAGCCGUACAACAAAGUGAACUCUUCACCAAGCUGCAGUGUACUUAUCUCAUCUUUGUGUUAUCCUUUUUCUUGUUAUACAUACUUUGUCAUCCAUUACUUGUUUAUCUGACUGUAAUAGUCUUAUUACAUUUAUUAAUCUCUCCUUUCUACUUGUAGUCAUGGCAUAUAUUCUAUAGGUUACUCUUUGUGUCCUAGACAUUUUAUUUUUGUAGCAUUCACAUGUUGUCCUCCCGUUAUUUUUAUUAAUCUGUCAACCACUUUCCCAGAAGUCCACAGACGUUCAUUUCCAAAUGGUCCUCAUCUAUUUUUAAGCUCAUUUGUCGUAUUCAUUAGCAUUUGAGCUGUGCUCAUUUUGUAGUGAAGAAGAGUUUGUGUAUAGAAACCAAAGAAGUGGGUUAUAGACUAUCUAUUAUCUUAUAUUUUUCAAUCAAGGAGCCUGUGACUUAGUGAAACUAUUUUGUCUUUAGUUUGCAGAACAGAUUUUGGCUCUCUCCCUUUACUACUGGUUUGAUGAAAUCUAGAAGAUAAAACACAAGUCUGAAUAAUUUACAGUUUAUUGAAACAUGAAAGAUUUAUACAGUAUCAAUGUUCAUGCCUGCUAUCAAAGGUGGCUGUUCUCAUUAGGCUUGACCCAUCAACUCACCUUUUAGCAACAAAUGCACAAGUUCUGCUAAGAGCUCCAAAGCACAGUUUCUAGCAAUUUAGUUGAACUGUAACGUACACCAGUGACCAAAAAACAUGCUUACCUUAAGUUUUGGCAUAUUUGUCACCAGCAGGUAAUUAACCCUUUACGGAGAAAUGGGAAGUGUUUACUUUUUAACCUUUGUCCUAUAUAAAUUCAUAAUUUGAUAACUCAGAAGGGAGAAUGGCCAGCCAACUUGCAGAAAUUUGACUUGGGGUUAUUGCACUAAAACGUUCCUCACAUUGCUUUUGAAAUUUCACUUACAUUUGAACAUUGGUUUGCAUGAGGUUACUAAGAUAGACCUUCAGGUUUUGUGUUUAUUUUAUUUUAUUUUUUGUCUUAUUCUGGAAUAGAAAUGCUAGAUACAAGAAAACAAACUGCCUAAUUAAAGCCUUUAGACCAUUCAUUUGGGAAGCCCAGCUGGUCUGGGCAUUAGCAUAUUAGAGCAAUGUUUUCUGGUGAAGGUGGUCUUGAUAUUUAUUCUCAGGUUAAAUGCGGCACAAAACAGUUAUAUAGAAAUAGGCAUAUUUUGAGAAGUUUCCAGUCUUUGAUCAAAUUCCUGCAUGUACUUAAGUAUACCGAUUGAGUUCAAAAUCAAGGUUUUCUGGAUCAAGCAAGAGAUAAUUUCUAUUCAGGGAUUUCUACCAUGUAGAUGCCCAGUUAGAAACAGCAUUUCCUUGUGUCCAAAUAAAAUAUUGCACAUUGCUGAGUAACAGGGAGAAGAAUAAUCCCACUCAGACUAGCAGGAAGUGCACAGAUGUGAUGCACAGCUCAGAACAAGUUAGGAGAUAAUUUUGCCUUGGAGGUACCUCAGUAAGAAUGAGUAGAAAGUAUUUAAAGUGGGAUUAGUUGCAAUUAUUUAACACUGACUGAGAGUUUAGAGAAAAGCUGAUUUACCUCCAUUUUUACUUUACUGUUGUUGCAACAAAAGUAGAUGACCUUUCCAAUUCACAUAAUAAGCAAUGUUAUUUAUUUUAGUAAGUUUUCACAAAAAAAAACAAAUCAGCUUUUCAGAUAUUUGUCCACAUUUAUUUUCCUUGAAUUCCAUUUCUUAUAGAGUGAUAUAGGGGAUCAGAUUUGUGGUCUGUUCAUUUGAAGGCAUUCCUUUCGCUUUGCAGUCAUUGUUUAUUUUUUCCCCCUGUAUUGGUUUCAUUUGAGGUUUGAUCUUGGCCUUGCCAGCCCAGUACGUGUAACAGUUUUUGGAUGAUAAGUUUCAUUACUUGGGAAUGCAGGGUUUGAGGGAUGGCUGAGUUUGACAUUUAAGAUAAAUUAACCUAAAUUUGCUUUUUCUGAAAUGUGAAUGGGCCUUAUUGCCAUUUAUAAUCCGCGGAAUACAUUUUGCCAUUCUUGGAAUACAUUGAAGCAAUUUCUUAUGUUUUGGGAGUUUUGGUUUUAAAAAUUGUAAACUUUAGAAGCUUUUGUAUUUGUAUUCAAACAGAAAUAUGACGAAAGGGCCAAUGCUUGUAUAAAAAUGAAAACUACAGCAACCCUCGUCUGUUAAGAAGUGAAGCUUUUGAACCAGUCUGACAUCUCAGCAUUCAUUCAACAAUCUUGGAAUUUAUCAGCUGUAUACAGAGUUGCAGUCUUCACCAUUAUAAUAAACUAAUGGAUGGGUGGGGGUGGGGCGUGAUUUCUGACAGGGUGAUGCUUUUUUUAUAGUUUACAUGUUCAUCUUCUGAAAUGCCAGCUACCAAAGGUUUAUUUUGAGGUUUGCAGAAAAGAAAGUCUUUAAUGUUUUAUUAUAAGUAAAAAAUAUAUAAAUAUAUAUAUACAUAUAUAUAUAUAUUACAAAGGAGGAGUUUGGUUUCGUCCAUAAGAGUGCUUUGUUAUGCGGCUACAGUGUUGCAGGCUCAGCCUGCCCAAGUAUUGAAAUGCCGUUUCUUUCGAAAACCUAUGUAUACUCCUUGUAAGAGAGUUGAUCUCUCGACUGUAAAUUUUAUUUUCAUUGUACAUUAUAAGGAUGUUUAAAUUUUGUCUUUGUGUAGUGAAGCUGCAGCCUUAAAUUAAAGGAAUAUGGGGAAAAUCA
Polypterus senegalus (gray bichir) is the source of this 5800-nucleotide messenger RNA. RefSeq names its product MTSS I-BAR domain containing 1 (gene mtss1). Gene Ontology annotation, biological process: plasma membrane organization; cell projection assembly. The record is from RefSeq and is a predicted model, not a curated record. Gene Ontology annotation, cellular component: actin cytoskeleton; cytoplasmic side of plasma membrane. Gene Ontology annotation, molecular function: phospholipid binding; actin binding. Lineage: Eukaryota; Metazoa; Chordata; Cladistia; Polypteriformes; Polypteridae. The transcript has 15 exons. The coding region runs from base 35 to 2206 and encodes 723 amino acids.